Gracilinanus agilis (Agile Gracile Mouse Opossum) is the source of this 6463-nucleotide messenger RNA. It is a transcript of the gene CASK, whose product is annotated as calcium/calmodulin dependent serine protein kinase. Gene Ontology annotation, cellular component: plasma membrane; cell-cell junction; basolateral plasma membrane. Gene Ontology annotation, biological process: protein phosphorylation; regulation of neurotransmitter secretion. Lineage: Eukaryota; Metazoa; Chordata; Mammalia; Didelphimorphia; Didelphidae. The coding region runs from base 928 to 3708 and encodes 926 amino acids. Gene Ontology annotation, molecular function: protein kinase activity; ATP binding; signaling receptor binding. The record is from RefSeq and is a predicted model, not a curated record. The transcript has 27 exons.
GGCUGGGGGUGGGGGGGGAGGAAGGAGUACGAGUAGGCGGUAGGGUGUGAGUGUGUGUAUGUGUAUGUGAGGGAGUCAUCCGCGAGGAGUCGCGGAGGAGCUUGGAGGAGGGGACGUGCAGCGACUCCUUGCCGAGAUCGAGGACUGAAGAAGGGAGAGAGUGCAUCGGUGGCCACCGCCUCCCCCAUCCACACCCCACCCCAUAUCGGCCCCCUCCCCUCGCCCACGGCGCGCGCUCCGUCGCUCGCUCACACACCCCGGGCGCGGCGGCGCGAGGAGGAGGAAGAGAAGGAGGGGGGGGGAGCGGCGUCUUUGCCCCCGCCUCCUGCCGUGACCGCCGCCCCCCCCCCCUUCACCCACUGCAAGAGUCCUUCAUGGUCCUUCCCCGGCCCCCCCGCUAGCCCGAGGAGCCGCCGUCGCCGGGCAGUGGAGAAAGCGGGGCGGGCGGGCUGGGAGGCGCCGCCGCCCGCGGACGCUGCAGGGGAAGGUGCGGCUGGGCAGAGGCGGACGAGCGGGAGGAGGAGGAGGAGGAGGAGGAUAGGGGCUGCCGCGGCGGUCGGUCCGGGGAGACCGGAAGGAGGCGGCGGCCCCGCGGCCCGGGCUCUGCCGCUGCUGCCGCUCCGGCUGCCAGAGGAUUCUUCCUGGUGAUCCCCCGGCCGGGAGACGAAGAAGAGGAAGGCGGAAGAGUCUUGCUGCAAUUUCACUAAGAAUCCUCCUUUGCCUUCGUCGCCGCAGGUUCUGGAUUUAAUAUUGUGCCUGAGCGAACAUUCCUGGUUCGAGAGGGUGAAGAAGGGAGCCCCUUAGAGGGUGGUGUUUAAAAAGAAAAAAUCCCAACAACAACAAAAAACAAAAGCAAAAAAACAUUUUUGGUGGUAGUGUGACUCUUUUUUUUUCACUCCCGCCCUCCGUUUGCUUCCCCUCCGGACCAUGGCCGACGACGACGUGCUGUUUGAAGAUGUGUAUGAGCUGUGCGAGGUGAUCGGCAAGGGCCCCUUCAGUGUUGUACGGCGAUGUAUCAACAGAGAAACUGGGCAACAAUUUGCAGUAAAAAUUGUUGAUGUAGCCAAGUUCACAUCAAGUCCAGGGCUAAGUACAGAAGAUCUGAAACGGGAAGCCAGUAUCUGUCAUAUGCUGAAGCAUCCACAUAUUGUGGAACUGUUGGAGACAUAUAGCUCAGAUGGAAUGCUUUAUAUGGUUUUUGAAUUUAUGGAUGGAGCUGAUCUGUGUUUUGAAAUUGUAAAACGAGCAGAUGCUGGUUUUGUAUACAGUGAAGCUGUAGCCAGUCAUUACAUGAGACAGAUACUGGAAGCACUACGCUACUGUCAUGAUAAUAACAUAAUUCACAGGGAUGUGAAGCCCCAUUGUGUCCUCCUUGCCUCAAAAGAAAAUUCAGCACCUGUUAAACUUGGGGGCUUUGGAGUAGCUAUUCAGUUAGGGGAGUCUGGACUUGUUGCUGGAGGACGUGUAGGAACACCUCAUUUUAUGGCCCCGGAGGUGGUAAAAAGAGAGCCCUAUGGGAAACCUGUAGAUGUCUGGGGUUGUGGGGUGAUCCUUUUUAUUCUGCUGAGUGGUUGUUUGCCUUUUUACGGAACCAAGGAAAGAUUGUUUGAAGGCAUUAUUAAAGGAAAAUAUAAGAUGAAUCCCAGACAGUGGAGCCAUAUCUCUGAAAGUGCCAAAGACCUGGUCCGACGAAUGUUGAUGCUGGAUCCAGCUGAAAGAAUAACAGUUUACGAGGCACUUAAUCAUCCUUGGCUUAAGGAAAGAGAUCGCUAUGCAUACAAGAUUCAUCUUCCUGAAACUGUAGAGCAACUACGGAAAUUUAAUGCAAGGAGGAAACUAAAGGGUGCAGUACUAGCAGCUGUAUCAAGCCACAAAUUCAACUCAUUCUAUGGGGAUCCCCCUGAAGAGUUGCCAGAUUUCUCUGAAGAUCCUACCUCCUCAGGACUUCUAGCAGCAGAAAGAGCAGUCUCACAGGUGCUAGACAGCCUGGAGGAAAUUCAUGCACUUACAGACUGCAGUGAAAAGGACUUAGAUUUUCUACACAGUGUUUUCCAGGAUCAGCAUCUCCACACACUCCUAGAUCUAUAUGACAAAAUUAACACAAAGUCUUCACCACAUAUCAGGAAUCCUCCAAGUGAUGCUGUACAGAGAGCCAAAGAGGUAUUGGAAGAAAUUUCAUGUUACCCUGAAAACAGUGAUGCAAAGGAGUUAAAGCGUAUUUUAACACAACCUCAUUUCAUGGCCUUACUUCAAACUCAUGACGUAGUGGCACAUGAAGUUUACAGUGAUGAGGCAUUAAGGGUUACACCUCCUCCCACCUCUCCAUAUUUAAACGGAGAUUCUCCAGAAAGUGCCAAUGGUGACAUGGAUAUGGAGAAUGUUACUCGAGUACGGCUGGUACAAUUCCAGAAGAACACAGAUGAGCCAAUGGGUAUCACUUUGAAAAUGAAUGAGCUAAACCAUUGCAUUGUAGCAAGAAUUAUGCAUGGGGGAAUGAUUCACAGACAAGGUACACUUCAUGUAGGUGAUGAAAUCCGAGAAAUAAAUGGUAUCAGUGUAGCAAAUCAAACAGUGGAACAACUGCAAAAAAUGCUUAGGGAAAUGCGGGGGAGUAUUACCUUCAAGAUUGUGCCAAGUUACCGCACUCAAUCUUCAUCCUGUGAGAGAGAUUCCCCCUCUACCUCCAGACAGUCCCCAGCUAAUGGUCAUAGCAGCACCAACAAUUCUGUUUCGGACUUGCCAUCAACUACCCAACCAAAAGGACGACAGAUCUACGUAAGAGCACAAUUUGAAUACGACCCAGCAAAGGAUGACCUCAUCCCCUGCAAGGAAGCUGGUAUCCGAUUUAGAGUCGGUGACAUUAUCCAGAUUAUUAGUAAGGAUGACCACAAUUGGUGGCAAGGUAAACUGGAGAACUCCAAAAAUGGUACUGCAGGUCUCAUUCCUUCUCCUGAACUUCAAGAAUGGAGAGUUGCUUGUAUUGCCAUGGAGAAGACCAAACAGGAGCAGCAAGCUAGCUGUACUUGGUUUGGAAAGAAGAAAAAGCAAUACAAAGAUAAAUAUUUGGCAAAGCACAAUGCAGUGUUUGAUCAAUUAGAUCUUGUUACAUAUGAAGAAGUAGUAAAACUGCCAGCAUUUAAAAGGAAAACACUAGUCUUACUAGGUGCACAUGGUGUUGGAAGAAGACACAUAAAAAACACACUCAUUACAAAACACCCAGACAGAUUUGCAUACCCUAUUCCACACACAACUAGACCUCCAAAGAAAGAUGAAGAAAAUGGCAAGAAUUAUUACUUUGUAUCUCACGACCAAAUGAUGCAAGACAUAUCUAACAAUGAGUACUUAGAGUAUGGCAGCCAUGAGGAUGCCAUGUAUGGGACAAAACUGGAGACAAUACGGAAGAUCCAUGAACAGGGACUGAUUGCAAUACUGGAUGUAGAACCUCAGGCACUGAAGGUCCUGAGAACUGCAGAGUUUGCUCCUUUUGUAGUUUUUAUUGCUGCACCCACGAUUACUCCAGGCAUCAAUGAGGAUGAAUCUCUUCAGCGCCUGCAGAAGGAAUCUGAUAUCUUACAGAGAACAUAUGCACACUACUUUGAUCUAACAAUUAUCAACAAUGAAAUUGAUGAAACAAUCAGACAUCUGGAGGAAGCCAUUGAGCUCGUUUGUACGGCACCACAGUGGGUUCCGGUCUCCUGGGUCUAUUAAGCCUCCCACCAGAUAACUGAGGAAUUCUAUCACAUAACUGGGAACCACCUCAUACAUGAAAAAAACCUCUUCAUUAUUGGCCUUGCGUCAACAGGUCUUGGCCCCUAGAGACUACCUAGAUGUAGUGUGACCUAAAAUUAACAAUAUUGUCAUGUCCAAAUAGAUAGGAGGAGGAAAAAAGAAUUAAACACUAACUUAAAGAGACAGUAUCUUUUUUAAUCAGUUCUCCUAAACUUUAAUAAAAAUGUAUCUUUAAAUGUAUGUAUUAUUCAAUCCUUUGGAAUGUUAUAUUUUUGGAAAUCAUAGCUUUUUAUUUCAAAGGCCCCUUAAAACUGCACAAAAUAGAUGCUGCUUUCUAUAAUCUAUUUUAAUAAUAAUAAAAAAAUACUUCUGUUACCUUGACAUGGGGGUGGAACACUACAUUCUUUUUAGAGUCUGAUUUUAUGGAUUGGAAUAUCUUGCUUUCCUUUAUUUAUUUGAAAUAAUCUAGUGAUUACAAAACAUUUUUAAAGGCCUUUUUUUCUCUUUUUUUUAGAAUAGUAUUUUUGUUAGGUACUUUUAUGUAACAUCCAGAUAAUGUGAUACUGUCUCUUUGAAGAAUUCUGUCAACCUUUUAGAGAUUUGAAAUUGGGUCUUGACUCUUAAUGCAUGUGGACAGUCGCAAGCUUUCAUGCUGUCGGUGUAUCUGUGUUGAAAAAAACUGUAAUCUACAGCAAAAGUACAUUCCGUUCAUGGGAAAAUUACCCAAGGGAAUAAAAAUAAAAUGUUAUGACUAAGUUGUAAACCUAUGCACAUCCCUUGCAUUUUGGGCAACUUUAUAAAAAAACUGAUUUUUAUUAAUAAUAAUCAUGUAGUGAAAUGUGUUUGUAAUUUUGUCUCAAUUUAAUUUGUUGUAAGGUGGGAGGGGGAAUUGCUGGUUUCAUCAUUUCGGAUCUGUGUUGUCUGAGAGUAUUAACGUUUUAAUUCAGCAAAGAAUUGCAGAUUUUUAAUAUGUAUGUAAUUGUUUUAAAUUUACCCAUUUUAAAAGAAAAUAAUGUGCAAUGAAGAAACCAGUUUAGGCAUUUGCUAUAAACUGAAUAUUCCAAAAAAGAUUCAUCUUUGACAGCCCUGUAAAUUCCUUAAGAAUGGUAACUGACACUACAGUUUGACCAAUUUUUUUUUUAAAUACACUUCCUUUUAUGUGUUCAACAAUUAAAUGCCUUUGGGUCCUUCAUUUCAUUACAGAUUGGUUCAGUUUUGAAAAUCAACACUUUUAGAUUUUAUGAUGCAUUGGAUGACAAUUGAACCAUUAGAAGGCCCUAGAGUGAAUACAAAUCUGCAGUGCACUCCAGGGGUCCACCAACAACAACCACAAGAGCACAACUUGAAUAGUUUCUGACCCCUGGAGAGCAGUCAGCCAUAUAUUUACUUGAGGACCAUCUGUGAAGGCUCCUUCCUCUUGCUUUAUCCCUUGGCACAGGUGAAUUUUUUAUUUCGUGUUAGUUGAGAGGCAUCAACCAUCUCAUUACUCUUCCAUGAUAUCAUAUUCUGCCGGUGCAAGUGGUCAGGGGCUUGGUGUUCUUCAUGCCCAUUACCCCAUAUAUCAGUUGAGUUUUGUUUUAUUUUUUUGAUUAGUGUUUGUGAAUAUCAAGUUUUCAUAGUAUUAUGUGGUUUGUGAAAAAAAAAUACAUCAUUGUUGUCCUUUUAUAAUUAAGUACAAUAAAUUUUGUAGGUUAGAAUGGCCUGUGCUCGAUUGUAUUGAGAAAAGCCUAGGUUACUCCGUGCCUUGGCAGGACCAACAAGAUGUGUUCCUGUCAAAAACCUUUCAUUUAAAGGACCAAAUGUAUUAAUUGUGCACAAUUUAGAAAUUGGCAGCUCCUUCUCGUGGCUCCUGUUGUUAACAGUGCCAAUGGCCAUGACAAAAUAAAUUUAAAGACUUACUAAAGCAAAUUGUUAAGUAAGACUGACCUUAACAGCAGGCUCUUUAAAAAGUCAGACAUACUGGAAGUUGUUUCUCAUCUACUCUAAACAUAAAUACAUGCAAAUUUUAUUCCUGACUUUAUAUGUGAAUCAAAAAAAAAGAUGUAUUUUGGUACAUUCUAGUAUCAUUUUAAGCUUGAGAAAAUUUAACCCUAGUGAGUUAUACACUUGAUGGUACUGACCACAUUUAGGGCUCAUUUCAGUUUUCAUGAGCCUACUCUACCUCAUUUCCCAUCAAAGCACAAAGAACAAACAACUCAUGAAAUGGGAAACUAAACAAGAACAAAAAAAAGAAAACUUCCCUGCUUUUUCAGUAGAGAAAUUGAUCCCCUUUGCUGGUCAGAUUUCCAGAUGUCAUCGUAAAUUGUUGUAUGCAUAAAGACUUAUUAAGUGAAGCAACUGUUUUAGAAGUAGAACUGCUAUUUUUAACUAUCAGAAAGAUUUGAUUCUUGUUCUGAUAAACAGGAAUAGUCAUUGCUUGAAUUCAUAUAGCCCCUUUCUUCUGAAGAAUUCAAAUGCUUCACCUCUCAUCUCAUCAAGCUCACCCUGAGUGUUGUACAUGGGUGAGCAUGUGCUUCUCUACUUAGCAAGUUGGAAAACUGAGGUACUGAGUAAUAUUGAAAAAGGGAGCUAGGACUAGAACUUAGAUCUACUGAUUCUUUAUUGACCACUCCUUCCACAAGACCGCACUGAUACGAUCUGAUGAAUAACAACUGUAUGUUUCCAUUACUAUGCUUUUCUUUCUCAAAAACCAUCUCUUCACUAUUUAGUAAAUUAAAAUUCUUGGAUUCCAGAA